This is a messenger RNA of Enterobius vermicularis (human pinworm), 657 nucleotides long. NCBI's taxonomy places the organism in Eukaryota, Metazoa, Nematoda, Chromadorea, Rhabditida, Oxyuridae. The record is from the annotation of a GenBank genome assembly.
AUGAAAAAAGUAUUCAAUGAGAAGGAAUGGACAGAUGUUGAAUCAAAAACCACCUCCAACUACUCGAAAAGCAAAACUCUGGCUGAAAAAGCAGCCUGGGAUUACGUUAACAAUAGUGGAGAAGUCAAAUACAAGCUUACAUGUAUCAAUCCCACCCUUGUAGUUGGACCUAUGUUACAUGACGUUGCUGGUGCAUCCGCAACGAUAAUUAAGAAGUUUAUGAACUAUGAAAUGCCUGCCGUUCCUGCUUUGUCUCUUGGAAUUAUUGAUGUACGCGAUGUAGCAGCUGCCCAUAUAAUAGCAAUGCGGAACCCAAAAACUGAUGGUGAACGCAUCCUUUUAACUACUGUCCCAGCGUUGUAUUUUAAAGAAAUGGGCGAAAUUCUCCAUAAGGAAUUUUCAAAACAAGGUUAUUAUGUACCGUGGAUACAAGUUCCUUAUGCAUUCCUUUGGCUGUAUUCGUUUUUUGAUGUCGAAGCUCGAGAAGUACUAAGCCGUGUUGGACCCCGGUUGCAAUAUGACAACACAAAAGCUAAGGAGUUGCUUGGUAUCGAGCUGAUUGAACCAUCUGAAUCAUUAAUUUCAAUGGCGUACAGUAUGAUUGAGCGAGGUAUGAUUCCCAAGAAAUCAGGCUACAAAAAGCGAUCGGCCGAGUGA